Molecule: messenger RNA, 612 nt
Organism: Jatropha curcas
Lineage: Eukaryota; Viridiplantae; Streptophyta; Magnoliopsida; Malpighiales; Euphorbiaceae
Product: autophagy-related protein 8i
Source: RefSeq, a predicted model, not a curated record
UUAUUAAAUACCGUGUUCCGUGCUUUAUCCGUAUUCUCGUUCAUCUCUGUUUCUUCGCCCCUUCUCUCUCUCUCUCACCCGAAUCAGAUUAACAAUGGGGAAGUCUAACUCAUUCAAGGACGAGUUCACUUUUGAGGAAAGACUUGAAGAAUCGCGCGAUAUUAUAUCCAAAUACCCUAAUCGAGUCCCUGUAAUUGUUGAGAGGUACAGCAAAACUGAUCUUCCCGAAAUGGAAAAGAAGAAAUAUCUGGUUCCUCGAGAUAUGUCCGUUGGGCAAUUCAUUCAUGUACUCAGUAGCAGGCUUCAUUUGACACCGGGAAAAGCUCUUUUUGUGUUUGUAAAGAAUACCUUGCCUCAGACUGCUACUCUAAUGGACUCUGUCUAUGAAUCCUUCAAGGACGAGGAUGGAUUUCUCUAUAUGUGUUACAGCAGUGAGAAGACCUUUGGUUAUGCUAGUAAUUCUUUUAUGUAAUCAAUGAAGAUAUUACUGUACAUUAAUGCUAUUCAAUUCUCAAAAUUGCUGAUCCAUAAUCAAUGUUGUAAAUACUUCAUGUAAUAUCCAAGACCUUGCUCUAGCAAUAAUCAUUUUAUUAGCAUUGAAUUUUCAAAUUA